UUAUGGCUUGAUUAUUUUUAUCCAAGAAUAUUUUUGUAUUUUUGGAAUCAGCUGUAAUAUUUUCUGUGAUAAAUAUUUGUGAUAGCAUAAGUAUUUAUUGUAAUUUUACCACGAUUUUGUCUCCUCUAUAAGAAUGAAUCCUGCCAGGAGCAAAGGACUUAAUAAGUCCGGAAUGCCUAGAAGGCAAAAUAUAAGGUUUGGUGUAAAUAAGGGCAGGAAAAACCCAAAUUUAUGUAUUGAUGAACAUAUACAGGAAGCAACACCGGAACACCUGAGAAUCGAAAUUGAUAAUAUCUUCAGAGAGUUUUUGGACGAUUCUGAGAAAACUGAAUAUAUAUUUCCAACGGAUUUAAAUAAUUUACAAAGAAAGUAUAUUCAUUAUAAGGCCCAAAUUAUGAAUCUCUCUUCAAAGUCUCAUGGUAAGGAGCCUAACAGGCAACUACAUUUGAAGAAGUUACCUAAACAGAUUGCCAGUCAGUCAAUUCAGGUGUAUCCUUGUGAUGAAAUUAUGCAAGUACUAGAAGAUUUUAAAAAGAAAUAUGAUAGCUUGGAACUACAACCUGAAAACCCAAGAUCAGUAAAAAGAUUUGAAAAAGUAUAUGGCAGACUGCAAGAUUCCGAUCCUCUAGUACCAAAACUAGGUCAUGUCGAUAAGGAAAUUCAAAUUGCUAGAAAAAACUUACCGAUAUUCGAAAAGAGACAGGAAGUUUUGGAUACCAUCGACCAUAAUCAAGUUGUAAUCAUAUCAUCUGAAACUGGAUCUGGUAAAACCACUCAGAUUCCACAGUAUAUUAUGGAGGAUUGCGUGUAUAAGAACAAACCUUGUAAAAUUGUUUGUACGCAACCUAGGAGGAUAUCUACUUUAGCUGCUGCGGAGAGGGUUGCAUAUGAAAGGGGUGAAAAAGUUGGCGGAAGUGUGGGAUAUCAUAUUAGAUUGGAAUCAAAUUGUGGACAUCACACUAACUUGCUGUACUGUACUGUAGGAGUGUUUCUAAGGAACUUAAUGUGUGGAAACAAGUGUUUGAAGUACAUCACUCACGUGAUAGUUGAUGAAAUUCACGAGCGCGACAAACUGAGUGAUUUUCUGUUGAUUUGUCUGCGCCAAAAUUUGGUUUUGGCUCCUCAUAUCAAAAUUAUUUUGAUGUCUGCUACAGUGGAUACGUCAAAAUUUCAACAAUAUUUUAAAACAAGCGCUGUAUUAUCUAUCCCAGGCCGCUUGUACCCCAUUCAGGCUUAUUUUCUCGAAGAUAUUUUAUCGAUGACCAAGUUUUUUACCCCUCAAAUGCGAGUCGCCAUGAACAAGUGUCAACAAAAACAAAUAUCAGGCAACAACUCGGAAGAUUCGAAGAAGGAAGAGCUGUCUGAAGAUGACCAGAGGAAUUUUAACUAUGUUUUGGAGACCUACAUGAAUUACAGUGGAAACUAUGAUUAUACACUGCAUUACGAUGAAGCAACUGCAGACCUCCUGCAACUCUUUAUAUCCGAAAACGUUUCCGUGGAUCAGAAACACUCAGAAAAAGGUUGGACAGCCUUGAUGGUCGCCAGCCAUCUCGGUGACAUGGAAUUCGUUAGUAAAUUAUGCACAAUGGGGGCAAAAUUAGAAAUUUCUGAUGAUCUAGGAAGAACAGCUUACGAUUAUGCAAGAGCUGCUAACAAAAUGAACGUUUUGAAGUUACUAGAUUAUGUAAAGGAACAAAAUAUUAACGAAAAGUCGUCUGACACUAAUGAUAACCAGUAUUUGAAGCAAUUAUAUGAUAUGACAACUCCUGAUGACUUUAUAGACUAUGAUCUGAUAGUAGCUUUAAUUAAGUUUAUUCACGUCAACUGUGACAGUGGAUCUAUUUUAGUAUUUCUACCAGGUUAUGAUGAGAUAAUGCAAUGCAACGACCACAUAGUCGACUCGGACAUAAACAGCAGUUCUUACAGGAUAUUUUUCCUGCACAGCAGCAUGAACAUGAAAGACCAAUGCGACGUAUUCAAAAAGCUACCUUACCAGAGAAAAAUCAUAUUGAGCACGAACAUUGCCGAAACCAGCAUUACCAUCGAAGAUGUUGUCUUUGUCAUAGACAUAGGCAAAGCAAAAGAAAAAGUUUACGAUUCUUACAACAAACUUUCGGCGUUGCAAACCCAGUGGAUUUCGCGAGCAUGCGCUAAACAACGAGAAGGUAGAGCUGGGAGAGUUAGACCAGGGUGUUGCUUUAAAUUGUAUUCUAAUCAAAGACAUACCCAUAUGGCUGACGAAAGGGUUCCCGAAAUAUUAAGAGUGUCUUUAGAGGAAUUAUGCUUAAAUGCUAAAAUCAUAGCUCACAAUACAAUGAAUAUUUACAAUUUCCUGAGUUUGGCACCCGAUCCACCAACAUCAAAUUCGAUUUCUGCUGCGAUAGAGAAUUUACAGUCUCUUGGUGCUUUAGACAAAGAAGAGGAACUGACCAAAUUAGGAGAAUACCUGGCACAAUUAACUUUGGAACCUAGGUUAGGUAAAAUGCUGAUAUACGGAUGCAUUUUUAAAUGUUUAGAGCCAAUGUUAACUAUGGCUGCAGCAAUGGCGCACAAAGAUCCGUUUCAACUGCCACCACAAGCAAAUUUGAAGGUAGCUGCGGCUGCUAAAAGACGCGAAUUGAUUGGAAGUGUUAUGAGUGAUCACAUUGUAUAUUUAAAAGUUUUUGAGCGUUGGCAGAACGAAACAGCUAACGGCAAUGCAAAAAAGUUUUGUCAUGAAUAUUUUAUAUCUGAGUCUACAAUGUUCUCAGUUUUGGAAACUAGAAGACAACUUCUAGGACAACUUCGUGCUGUUGGCUUUGUUAAUAACGCCCAUUCUUUGGAUGAAUAUAACAUAAAUAAUAAUUCCUGGGGUCUAGUCAAGGCUAUAAUGGGUGCGGCACUGUUCCCCAAUGUCGCGUUUCCCACCAAAAAGGGACUGGUUUUGAGUACAAAAAGCGAGAAAAAAGUGGCGGUACACAACACUAGUGCCUGCAGUGCCAAAAAGUACCAAUAUUGGUGCUUUUAUGAUGAGAUGGUGAAAAAUAAGGCAAAUUUUAUGGUCAGAGGAGUCACACUGUUUACAGAAUUGCCUGUGGCUUUGAUGUGCGGAGUGAACGCUUUAUGCACCUCAUCGCACUCCAUCAACGUUGACAACUGGCUGGAAUUCUAUUUUGGCGACCCUGUCAUCUUAAAAUUCCGUUUCGCCAUACACGACUUGGUGAACCGCUCUAUGAUCAAUCCCUGGCAUUCUUUUGAUCAUCUUAAUAAGGUUGUAACAGAAACGCUUACAAAAAUCAUGGAUUUGGAGGAAAAACACUCAGAUCUAGUCGUUCCUGAAAACAUUGGCGCAAAACCUAAAUUUUUACACAAAGUCUUGCGAGCCAACGAAUACAAAAAGAAACAAUACAAUAACUAUGAAAACCCUCAAACGAAUAAUAUAGGGAGAAACAGGAACGAUUGGAUGGAGUACCACAAACAAGGCCGAACGCCUAAAAGAUUUAUACCUCCGAACAUGAAAUAUACACCUCAAGCAUCAAACGCUGCGAGAAACUUGAAUUUUGAUUACUCUGGCAAUACAAAUAAUUACCAUGUAAUGCAGAACUUUCAAAACAUUGCUUUGGAUCAUGAGGAAGGAUCUCCGUCCGCCGCCACUGCUCUCCUCAGAGGUCUUCAGGUUUAUGACGACGAAGCGGGAUCUUCCGUCGGUUGUUAUGACAACAGAGGAUCAGUGCCGGUCCAUAAAAAUAACGGUAGGUAUAGAGUUUCGAGAAGAAAGAAAUAUAUCUACAAUGGAUAUUCCCAGCCGCGUAUGAUUGUAAAGCAUUAUCCCCUUCCCAUGGAAUGCUGCGAUUUUUCGACAACAGCCAGCCUCACACAAGAACAUUUGGAAAUGGCAGUUCGUCCCUUAUUAGAUCAGAAUCAAAAUUAUCAAUUCAAUGAUAAUGUUGGUUCUUUGGUUCCCACUCAACACAAGGAACAGUUUUACCAGCAACUCUAUCCAACCGCCAAGGAAAACGCCAAUUUAAGGAUUUAUCAUUCUACUAUAUCUGACAGAUUCCAAGAUUAUAUUGACAACCCGAUUUUCAUUUUUAUCAGAGCCAACGAGAAGAGAAACAUAGAUAUUGCUCAGAGUUGCAACAAGUGGGUGUUUUCGCCACAGACUGAGAAAAAAGUGUUGUAUCUUGCCGGGAAAGGAAAGUUGGUCUAUCUGGUUUUCUACGUCAGAGAAUUGAACAUGUUCAUGGGUAUUGCGCAGUAUAAAAACUUGAAUAUAGGAAAGAAUUUUAGCAAACCGACAGCAAGCAUCGCGUGGACCUUUACCAGUCCAGUUCAUCGCAAUAAAACAAAGCAUUUACACAACCCGUACAAUUUUGGAAAACCGAUCUUCGACGCCCAAGAUGGCAUGGUGAUACGCCAAGAUAUAGGAGAAGAGUUAAUAAGAAUUUACAGCGAAACGGAGAGACAUAAUUAAUUUUUUGUUCUAAAUCACUCUUCACCUUAUUUUACAUUUAUUUUUUAUCGAUUUAUUUUUGCA
Molecule: messenger RNA, 4516 nt
Organism: Sitophilus oryzae (rice weevil)
Lineage: Eukaryota; Metazoa; Arthropoda; Insecta; Coleoptera; Curculionidae
Product: 3'-5' RNA helicase YTHDC2-like
Exons: 26
Coding region: 134-4453 (1439 amino acids)
Cellular component (GO): intracellular anatomical structure
Molecular function (GO): ATP binding; protein binding; RNA binding
Source: RefSeq, a predicted model, not a curated record